GCCCGGUUUAUUCGGAUAUUUGUGAAACUCAGUAAACGAGGCUGGUUUAUAAGGAACAUAAAAUAAUGAGUACUUCAAGGAAACGAAAAAGGAAUAAUAAUAUAAUUCGUGUUGGGAAGGAGAAAAGACAAAAGAUACAGAAACAACCAGGAAACGAAAAUAAAUCUGUUGUAGAUGAACACGACUGGACGUUAAGAGAACUGUACAACACGACGAGAAACAAGAAAGGGAAAGUUAUAACAGGACCAGACACGUGGUCACUGGUCUUUAAGUUGGCUGCCGGCAACAGACAGUCGCCAAUCGACAUCAAAAAGGACGAUGCGACCUUUGACCCGGAACUCGCCAGUAAGCCACUAGUGAUCCGGUACCACCCGGAAAAGGAGCUUGGGAUACUUAACACCGGGUUAUGCUUCCGGGUCGACAUCAAAGAAAAAUCAACGCUGGAGGGAGGCCCGUUAGAUUCUGUAUACCGACUGGAGCAGUUCCACGCUCACUGGGGGUCGGGCGCAGAACAAGGAUCGGAACACUUAGUGGAUGGGCAAUCCUUUCCUGUAGAGCUCCAUUUUGUUCACUGGAACCAGAACAAGUACUCGAGUUUUACUGAGGCUGUGAACAAGGAUGAUGGACUGGCAGUCCUCGCCGUUUUCUUAAAGGUUGGCAAGGAACACGCCGGGUUCAAAGUUCUCACAGAAAACAUGGAGAGAAUCAAGUUCAAGGACACGUCCAUCCAUCUUAAAGACGACUAUUGUCCAGAUUGCUUAUUACCCAACGACAGAAGCAAGUACUGGACAUAUCCGGGAUCUCUGACCACGCCCCCGUGCUACGAAAGCGUCACCUGGAUCGUUUUCCAAGAAGCUGUGGAAGUAUCGGAACAACAGAUUACUACUCUCCGAGGACUGCGUUGUGAUAAAUGUGACGUAGACCCCAUCGUGAAUAACUACCGCCCACCACUUCCGGUCGGAUCGAGGACAGUUAGAGCAUCUUUCGAAUAGCUAUGACGUUGGAUUCCAUUCUUGUUACCCACUGCAUGGUCAUAAUCAGAUGAUACAGAUUAUAUAUAGAUAUAUACAUGUAGUAUUUAUUCAAGGGAUAGUUUGACAAAUCUGUGAUAAAUUUGUUUAAAUAUUUGGUUAAUUUUUGCAUUGCUGAAUGCAUCAUUGUGCUCCAUUUUUGUGUAAUAUGCCCAUGAAAAAUGCCUAUCUGCAAACAUCUUGCAAACAUAUUUAUUUAUUGUAUAUUAUUAUUAUUAUUAUUAUUAUUAUUAUUAUUAUAUUUUAAAUUGUUAUUUAUUUUAUUUUAUUUUAAGUUAUUUUAAGAUGUUUCAGAAACAGUCGCACAAGGUUGGGGACUUAAAAUUACUAUUUUACCCGUGGAAAAAACAAUCCAAUUAAGAGGACUGAUCAAUUGCUCGCCUAACAAAUUUUAUGGAAUGAUUUAAGAUAUUACCAUACUGAUACCAUGUAAUUUUCAUGCUAAGGUGAUCCAAAAAUCGCUCUCCUUGAACUAACCUCAGGUGAGUGAUGGGGAGCGAGAGUGAUAGCUCUCCUUAAGAGGGGAGGUUUCAUUUUCAGCUUCCUGUUAGGGGUUGAAUUUAUGUACCUGCUAAAAUAUACGAAAGCUGAACGACACAACUAUUUCCCAUAUCGAAAUUUUUUGUACCUGAUACUCGAUAUAUAUACUUUCUUAAAUUGGAAACCUUUUAAUAUUGAAAUUGUUUAUGAAAAACGCCAUGCCAUCCCCCAGUCUGUUAAGAUAUUUUCUGGAAUAUACCUUUAAAAAUAUACUGAGAGAAGGCGAUAAGAGAACAUUGAUAUUGAUUUUAAACUUUGUUAUUGUUUAACGACACCAUUAGAGCAUAUUGAUUUCUUAAUCAUCGGCUAUUGAAUGUCAGACAUGUGGUAAUUUUCACAUAAUAUUUAUUAUAGUCUUUGAGAGGAAACCCGCUACAUUUUUCCCAUUAGGGAUCCUUUAUCCUUUAUAUGCGCAAUCCCACAGACAUGCAAACACACACCACGGCCUUUGAUAUGCCAGACGUGAUGCACUGGGUGCUGUGAGAAAUAGUACAAUGAGCCCACUAACGGGGAUCGAUCCCAGACCGACCGCGCGUCAAGUGAGCGCUAUACUACUGGGCUACACCCCGCCUUCAAUGGUAUCGGAGACUAACAAUCAAGUUAAAUUCACUAUUUGUAUUGUACUGUCUGUAUACAGUACAAAGGUGUAAAGUACAUUAGAUCAUUAAAUGGCAUUAAUGUGGAAUUGACUGCCAGUAGCACGGUUUACUUCCUGACACUAUGCAUGAGGACUUUGUUUGCUGUCCAACUUUUCCGUUAGUGUUGGUGUCGUGACAACAUAUGCAUAUUUGUGGAAAUGUAAUCAAGAUUGUAAUCAUGAUUACGGGACAAUGUUUUCGCAAUCGUAAUCGAUUGCUUUUAAUUUUCUUGUAAUCGUAAUCGUGACAUUCUAAAGUAAUCGUAAUCGUAAUCGAUUACUUUUGUUAAGUAAUCGCCCUAUCUCUGGUGUGGUCCCUUAUUUCUUUUUGUCAGUAUAUUAUUAAAAUGUAGUAACUGCUUGGCUGGAAGUGUGCUUGUGUAUGUGUGUGUGUGUGUAUGUGUGCGUGCGUGCGUGUGUGUGUGUAUGUGCAUAUACGUAUGCAUGUAUGUGUUUUAUGUGUGUGU
Messenger RNA from Gigantopelta aegis, 2675 nucleotides. Its product is annotated as carbonic anhydrase 7-like. The record is from RefSeq and is a predicted model, not a curated record. The transcript has 7 exons. Gene Ontology annotation, molecular function: zinc ion binding; carbonate dehydratase activity. Lineage: Eukaryota; Metazoa; Mollusca; Gastropoda; Neomphalida; Peltospiridae. Gene Ontology annotation, cellular component: cytoplasm. Bases 66 to 992 code for a protein of 308 amino acids.